AUGCCUGUCCACCUUGGCUACGAUGAUGUCCAUCCUUUCUCAAAGGUAGACAUCAAGGAUAAAGCGUCAGUCCAAGAGCUUCUGCGCACCGUCCUGGAUCCUCUGGAACCGUUCUUCUCGCCCCAGAAAGCACGAGUCAGAUGCCCAGGUGCGACUGCGGUUCGCUUUGAUCAGACGGCAUCGGAAGUAGAAGGGUUCGCUCGUCCACUAUGGGGCCUGGCAUUUUUGUUGGCCGGUGGCGGCGAGUAUCGAGGAACGGAGUGGUGGGUUGAGGGGUUGAGGACAGGGACUGAUCCUGAGCACCCCGAGUACUGGGGCUAUCCUCGUGACAAUGACCAGAGGAUGGUGGAAAUGUGCCCUCUGGGAUACGCACUUGCUGUAGCUCCAGUGUUUUGGGACAAGUUGACAGAUAAAGAGAAGUCUAAUGUCGAAACUUGGCUAGGAAACUCCAUCAACGAGAAAAAUAUGCCCAACACAAACUGGCUCUGGUUUCGAGUUUUUGCAAAUCUCGGGCUGAAGAAAAACGGCGGCAAGUUUUCGCAGGAGAGAUUGGAUAGCGAUAUCAAACAUUUGGACACCUUUUACCGAGGUGGCGGUUGGUCCAACGAUGGCCCAGAGGGCAUUCAUCAAAUGGACUAUUACUCAUCGAGCUUUGCCAUUCAGUUCUUGCAGCUCAUAUACGCGAAACUGGCAGGGGAUGACGACCCCGAACGAGCUGCCGAAUUCAAAAAGCGUGCGCAGCUGAUAGCCCUGGAUUUGGUUCACUACUACGAUGAUGAGGGGAGAGCCAUUCCAUAUGGACGAAGUUUGACAUAUCGGUUCGCCGUGGUUUCUUUCUGGGGAGCGCUGGCUUAUGCUGAUGUUGAACUGCCUGCACCUCUAACCUGGGGCAUGGUCAAGGGUAUCGUAUUUCGACAUCUCCGCUGGUGGCAGACCCAAAAUGCACUUUGGACAUCAAGCGGCACUCUAUCACUCGGGUACUCAUACCCGAAUAUGUAUCUCACGGAGAACUACAAUAGCCCAGGAAGCCCAUAUUGGGCAUGUCUUGGAUUCUUAUGCUUAGCUGUACCAGAGACUCACCCCUUUUGGACGUCUGAAGAGGAGCUGCCUGGAGACGCAAUCCCGCGUGUCAAGGCGCUCAAACAUCCCGGCCACAUUGUAAGCUACCUUGGUGGCCACUGCAUGUUGCUAUCUUCAGGGCAGGCCUGCAGCUAUCCCAUGAAAGCCACCCAUGCCAAGUACGGUGGCCUGGCUUACAGCAGCGCCUACGGCUAUUCAGUUCCUCCCGGGCUCUUCUCACUAGAACAGUACGCCCUAGCAUCCCAGCUGGGAUUCUCGGAUGAUGGAGGCGAGUUUUGGAAGACUCGGAGGGCAAAUGAGUACGCCGCAUUGGAAUCCCGGGAGGAUAAGCCCGUCCUUGUAUCCAUCUGGAAGCCGUUCCCGGACGUCACAGUCAAGACCAUUCUUAUCCCACCAACAGAAGCAACGCCAAAUUGGCAUCUUCGAGCUCACCGUAUCGAGGCAGGCCGUGAGGUAAUGACGGCCGAUGGAUCCUUUGCCAUCCGCAACGUCAACUCGGAGAACGGGCGAUACCUGGACCCAUACGAUUCAACAAAGUGCGAGGGCACGCAGCCUAAAAUAAUUGGCAACUACGAUUUGAACACCCCAGAAGGCUGGGCUUCGGGGAAGGAUGGAGCUUUUGCAGUCUCCAAGGGUGCCGUGGGUAUCAAGGCAUUGGAGUCCUGGGAAGGGCGUCAAGCGAACCUGGUCAACGCCGAUCCCAACUCUAAUCUGAUUGAGGGCCGUACUGUGAUCCCGACGCUACAACACAAGAUUGGAAAGGGUGAAUCGGUUUCGUACGUGACGGGAGUGUAUGCAAGGCCGUCGGGUCCCAAAGAGCAGUAUCUAGAGGGGUGGGAGAACCCCCCUACAGUUCCUGACUGGCUUACAGCAGAGCUCAAGUAA
Molecule: messenger RNA, 1965 nt
Organism: Clonostachys rhizophaga
Lineage: Eukaryota; Fungi; Ascomycota; Sordariomycetes; Hypocreales; Bionectriaceae
Source: the annotation of a GenBank genome assembly